Messenger RNA from Rotaria sp. Silwood1, 639 nucleotides. The record is from the annotation of a GenBank genome assembly. NCBI's taxonomy places the organism in Eukaryota, Metazoa, Rotifera, Eurotatoria, Philodinida, Philodinidae.
AUGACUAUGUGGAAGUUCUGGGCUUUUAUUUGCUUGGCUCUUGGGCAACUGGCCCAUUCAUGGCCAGCACACAAGCAACAUCUUCAAGUUCGUUCAGUAUUAGGCACAGCUGAAGUGGUAGGUGAGCCAAAGUCUAGCCAUGGUGACCAACCAAGAUCCAUAAGUAACAAUGAUGAAGACGAUGAUGAUUCUGAUGUUCUUCAUGAUUUCGAACGUCGAAGUCCAAGCAACAAUUAUCAGCAAAGAGUAUUUGAACUAACGAAUCAAGCACGCCAACGCGGCCGGUACUGUGGUUCGACUUGGUAUCCCGCCACAACGGCUAUGAGGUGGAGUGAUGAAUUGGGCAACGCUGCAACUAAUCAUGCCAAAAGCAUGCUUUAUUAUAACUACUUCUCUCAUACAGGCAGAGAUGGAAGCAGUUUUGUGGAUCGCAUAGCAGCUGCAGGCUAUUCGAGAAAUUGUGCUGGCGGUGAAAAUAUUGCUGGCAAUCAAACUCCUGAAAAGACAGUCAAUGCUUGGAUCGACAGUCCAGGACACUGUGCUAAUCUUAUGAACAAAGGUUUUAAGGCAAUUGGCGUCGGCUAUGCCCAAGGUGGUCCUUACGGAGCCUAUUGGGUUCAAAAUUUUGGCUGGUGCUAA